Rotaria sp. Silwood1 is the source of this 837-nucleotide messenger RNA. Lineage: Eukaryota; Metazoa; Rotifera; Eurotatoria; Philodinida; Philodinidae. The record is from the annotation of a GenBank genome assembly.
AUGUCGAACAUUGCACAACUUUAUUCAAUAGCAACAAAUGUGAAUCGAUAUGGAUCAUUAAUUGUAUUUCUAUUUGGAUCUGUCGGUGUUGUACUAAAUGUGUUUAUAUUUAGUACCGAUCGAGAACUAAAACAAAACCCAUGUUCUCGCAUUUUUUUGGCUUCAUCAAUCGCCUCUUGUAUUUCUUUAUUUUCAGGUUUACCGACUCGAUUCUUCAAUUCAUUUGGUUUGGAUUUUACGGCAAAAUAUGAUAUUCCAUGCAAAUUCUAUAUGAUCACUCUUGUUGGUGCAUUAAGUUGUUCCGCACUGUUCAUUGCUCUUGCCUCCAUUGAAUGCUGGUUAAAUAGUUCUCUCAAAGUAAGUUAUCGAACAAUUUUAUCAAUGAAGAACGUCAAUCGAGCUAUUACUAUCACGGUAACUAUGGCAUUUCUAUGCUACAGUCACAUACUUUAUUGUUAUGCAGCUAAUCAAAAGAAUGCACGUGGUGCAUGUACUGGAAUCAAUAGUGUAUGUCUCUAUUUAAGUGAUUUUAUUCAUCUUAUUCUAUUUAUUAUAAUACCAAUUGGAAUAAUGUUGAUAUUUGGUUCAUUAACUCUUCGAAAUAUUAAACAAAAUCAUCGUCGAAUUGCAAAUGUUAAGACUAAUCAAAACAAAAGUAAUGUACGCGGAUCACAAAGACAACAAUCAACAUUAACUGCUUUGAUGUUAAUACAAGUUUGUUUAAUUACAAUGUGCAAUUUAUCUGCUGGUAUAUACAAAAUCUAUUCAACAGUCACUGAUUAUAUAUAUAUAAGAGUUCAGAACGACGAGCCAUCGAAACUAUCAUCUUUCAAUUAG